CGUACGGUCACUUUCAAAGGUAAAGCAACCCAAAGUACGACGUCGUUUUGCAUGGCGGUUCUCGAGCUCGCUCAAUCUCCGAGUUGAAAGCUUCUCAGACUCGGCGACUGUGGCUGAAGAUCGCAGCCAAAUUAUCGGGGUUUGAUCGCCGAUGGAGGGAAUCGGAUCCAGAUUGGGCCGCGCCUCCUCCCGCUACGGUCCGGCCGCCACCGUCUUCAACGGCCCCGUUCGGAAGUGGAAGAAGAAGUGGGUCUUAGCUUCUUCUUCUUCCUCCGGCCUCUCCUACCAGCCCUCCUCUCACUCCCAAUCCAACGCCCACAAGCUUCUUCUCUGCCGCUGGACGCCGAUUCCUCCGCCUCCUUCCACGGAAACCGAUGGACCCACCGCGCCGCCCGACGAGCCGCCCAGACGCAAGUUCCGUUACACUCCUAUUGCUGUGCUGGAGGAACAGAAGAAUGCAGAAUUGAGAAGUGUUAAGGAUGAAGUUAGAAUGAAAGAAAUCGACCAGGCGGCGGUGUUCACCGCAACUGUGAGCAAUGAGACUCAUGGAGAGCUGAAUGUCAAUGAGGUUUUCAAGGAAGAAACUCAGGAAACGAGCAAGAUUCUGAACAGCCCACGCAAUGCAAACAAGAACCGUUUAGAUUUGGCAUUGUGCUUGAAUGGUGGGAACCAGAACCAAGAAUCUGCUGGUAAGAGCUCUUAACAUCUCAAAGAAUACCGAGCUUAAGUCGGUUCUACCGCAUGGACAAUCGUAUAACAUGAAUUAUAGUCUCUAAUGUAAUAGUGUGUCAUCCAGUAGCAGCUUGGAAGAACAAGUGCCUGUUUGUAUAUGAUGUAGGGUUAGUGGGGGAUGGAUCAGUAUAUAUAUAAUGUAGCAGAACCUUGUGGGAAUUUGCUUGUUGUGGAAGGUGUAAUAUUCUCCCUGAAAAAUGUGCAAUCAGAAUGCUGUUGGAAGAAACUGCCCAGAUUUUUUUUGGGGAUUUUCUUUCUUUUAAGGGAAGUAUGUUCAUAAAAAUGUUCAUAUAAAUGUUAAAAUUGAAGAUGCUAGAGGCCUUUGUGGACGAUAAAGAGAAGCUGUCCAGUCUCAUAAAAAGCUCAGAAGAAAUUUGAAAAUUGAAACUUGUAGACAUGUUUGAUGUC
This is a messenger RNA of Momordica charantia (bitter melon), 1140 nucleotides long. RefSeq lists its product as uncharacterized. The record is from RefSeq and is a predicted model, not a curated record. NCBI's taxonomy places the organism in Eukaryota, Viridiplantae, Streptophyta, Magnoliopsida, Cucurbitales, Cucurbitaceae.